AUGAGGAAUGUAUACCUUACAAGCUUAAUCUAUGGCAGUCUCAGCGUGACGUUAACGAAUGCGUUGUCUCAAGUCUCGUCGACGGCGACGACAGUACUAUCAUGGCCAACAAGCUCGAGCUCAACCCUGAUAUCACCCACGGCAUUGCCAACUGAAGCACUUACAACUGCCGCAGAGACAGUUCCCUCGUCCACUGCGGCACUGAUUCCAACGUCGCCUUGGACAUCUGGGCCCUUUUCAAGCAUCAGCUGGCCACCGAUGGGUGCUGGUCCGCCACACUGGCGACCGAAUUGGCCCGCGACGAACGGCAGUGGUAACCUCAAUCAGAAGCCGUCACAUAUCCCAGAGUGGGUGUUCCACAUCCCCAAGAAUAUCGAUCCAAUACGCAUUGCACACGCCGUGCUCGCUUCGUGCGCGUUUCUGUUUUUCUUCCCUUUUGGAGGCGUCAUGAUUCGCAUUUGGGAUCCAAGGGUCGAGAGAUAUUCUUCUAUGGUUUGGGCUCAUGCCUGGGUGCAAGGAACAGGGUAUAUAUUCUUUAUUGCUACUACAGGGCUGGGGGUUUACAUUGCCAAACACCUCCAUGCAGUAAGUGGUCUCUUUCGCGAACCUCUACGUAAAUUCCACCCUAUCAUUGGACUGUGUAUCUUUGCGCUCAUGGCCUUGCAGCCAAUAACCGAGCUACUCAAUCAUUCUCUCCAUCACCGUUAUCCGCGCAUCAUAUACCUUGGACAUGUUCAUGUGUGGCUUGGGCGAAUUCUGAUAACAGUCGGGAUCAUCAAUGGUGGGCUGGGCUUUCGCCUCGCGGACAUGAUUCCAGGCUUGCAGUGGCCACAGUGGCCGAAAAUAUUGUAUGGUGCCCUCGCCGGUCUGAUCUGGAUCGUCUAUGUGGCUAUCAUCAUCGUCUGUGAUAAGUUCAACCAGGGUGAAGUACAGUCUGAGGUUCGAGACGAAGAGACAGGACUAGGAGACCUUCCCACCACGACUAGCCCUUCCCUGCGGCUCAAUCCCACUGCCACUUCAGACGUCAAGGCGGACGAAGAAAAUGCCAGUGCUGCCCAAGGAGACGAGAAGGCUCCAAAUCAGGAAGAUAGGCCGAGAACAUCCGAAGAAGCCACGGUGAUUUUCACUCGUCGUUCCAUGAAGAUUUGA
This is a messenger RNA of Exophiala bonariae, 1149 nucleotides long. RefSeq lists its product as uncharacterized. The record is from RefSeq and is a predicted model, not a curated record. The transcript has 3 exons. Lineage: Eukaryota; Fungi; Ascomycota; Eurotiomycetes; Chaetothyriales; Herpotrichiellaceae. The coding region runs from base 1 to 1149 and encodes 382 amino acids.